Molecule: messenger RNA, 1429 nt
Organism: Drosophila novamexicana
Lineage: Eukaryota; Metazoa; Arthropoda; Insecta; Diptera; Drosophilidae
Product: histone deacetylase 11-like
Exons: 3
Coding region: 115-1095 (326 amino acids)
Cellular component (GO): cytoplasm
Molecular function (GO): carbonate dehydratase activity; zinc ion binding; histone deacetylase activity
Source: RefSeq, a predicted model, not a curated record
AAGAGCAAAAGGAAGCCAUUCGCUUUCCCGAUGGCUUUGUGGUACUGGCAGUGAUGUUGAAAAUUGUUCAGAUUUCAUGAAAUAGAAUAAAAAAAAAGUGCAGAUACAUUCAAGAUGCAAUGUGAGGAUACUGCGAGACGUGAUAAGUUGCCCAUCGUCUACUCCAAGCAUUAUUCCGUGCGCUUUGCUGGUCUUGAAAAGCUUCAUCCUUUCGAUGCAGCCAAAGGAAAGCAUAUACAACAGUUGCUAUGUGCUGAACUGUCACUUGAAUGCGGUGAUUUCUACGACCCACUUGAGAUUACCAAAACAGAAUUGCUGCGGGUACACACUUCCAAGUAUUUAAAGUCCCUCAAAUGGAGUGCCAAAGUAGCUUGUAUCGCGGAAGUUCCGGCCUUGAUGUUUUUGCCAAAUUUUACUGUGCAAAGUGGAUAUCUGCGUCCAAUGCGUUACCAAACGGCUGGCUCAAUACUGGCUGGUAAAUUAGCCCUGGAAUAUGGUUGGGCAAUCAACUUGGGCGGUGGAUUCCAUCAUUGCUGCUCGUACAAGGGCGGUGGCUUUUGUCCUUAUGCAGAUAUUACUUUGCUCCUUGUACGCUUGUUUGAGUUGGAGUCAUCCAGAGUACAGAAUGCAAUGAUUGUUGACUUGGAUGCCCACCAGGGAAAUGGCCAUGAGCGGGACUUUAAGAAUAUAGAGGCUGUCUACAUACUAGAUAUGUACAAUGCGUUUGUUUAUCCAAAGGAUCACGAAGCCAAGCUCAGCAUUCGUUGCGGUGUAGAGUUAAAGCAUUUGACAGAAGAUGCUUACUACUUAAGGCAAUUGAAACGAUGCCUGAUGCAAGCACUCGCCGAAUUUAAGCCAGAUGUUGUUAUAUACAAUGCCGGCACCGAUAUCCUCAAAGGUGAUCCGUUGGGUAAUUUAGCCAUUAGCGCGGACGGCGUUAUUGAACGUGAUCGCUUGGUGUUUAGUACGUUUCGAGCGCUGGGUAUACCAAUCGUUAUGUUGCUUAGCGGAGGCUACAUGAAUUCAUCUAAGUAUGUAAUAGCAGAUUCAAUUGUAAAUCUGCAGCGAAAGGGAUGGUUAAGUUUGCAUUCUUAACUACAUAAUGCCAUGACUGAAAUUUAACUUAAAACUGUACAAAUAUUGGACACUGUAAGAACGAAUACCUCAUAAGGAGAAACAAUGUGCUGUGAGAAAUUGUCAGCUGUGCGGUAUUACGUAGAACGACUAGACGCUAAAAAUGAACAACAAAAUAUUAUAAAAACAAAUCUUAAUCAUUUUAAAUCUGUUUUUUAUAAUAAAGCAUCAAGAUUAAAACUAAUCAUGAAGAAUAUAUAUAAAUUAACUGCGGCUCUACUUAUUGGCCUCCUUAUAGAUUCAGUUUUCUGGUUAUAUUUAUAAAUUCUAGUAUUAAGCAAACAAAAGAAGACAA